AUGUUUCAGACACUUGGUUUGUUCUGUUUGUGUAGUUGGCAAUGUUCUCCAGGUGUGUUUGGUGAGUCAGUGUCAGUGAUGGAGGGAGAUACUGUCACUCUAAACACUGAUGUUACUGAAAUACAUGAAGAUGACAACAUACUGUGGAAUUUUGUACCUGUAAAGUCUCUGAUAGCUGAAAUCAGUAGAGAUGUUGGAAUCUUCUACACAUCUGAUGGUCCUGAUGAGAGAUUCAGAAACAGACUGAAGCUGGACGAUCAAACUGGAUCUCUGACCAUCACAAACAUCACAACUCAACAUGCUGGAGACUAUGAAAUAAAGAUAAGUGGAGCAAAACUGACAUCAAAAACAUUCAAUGUUUCUGUCUAUGCUCAUCUGCCCACUCCUGACAUUAUCAGAGACUGUUCAUCAUCUUCAUCAUAUUGUUCAUUGUUGUGUUCAGUGGUGAAUGUGGGUCAUGUGACUCUCUCCUGGUACAAAGGAAACAGUUUAUUGUCCAGCAUCAGUGUGUCUGAUCUCAGCAUCAGUCUCUCUCUACCUCUGGAGGUGGAAUAUCAGGAUAACAACACCUACAGCUGUGUGCUCAACAAUCCCAUCAGCAACCAGACCACACAUCUCAACAUCACUCAACUCUGUCACACUUGUUCAGAUCAGGGUGUACCUUUAUUUUACAUAGUGCUGAUUUCUGCUGCCGCUGGGUUGGUUUUAGCUACAGUCGUGAUGUGCUGCAUCUGCUGGAAAUGUAGAAAAACAGUCCGGACACAAGAGGAUGAAAGAACUGAAUCAGCAUUGUUUAAACCAACAACACGAAAAAGAAAAUCAAAGGAGGGGCCUGUGUAUGAAAAUAUUCCUAAAAAAUUAUGA
This is a messenger RNA of Sinocyclocheilus grahami, 864 nucleotides long. RefSeq names its product natural killer cell receptor 2B4-like. Bases 1 to 864 code for a protein of 287 amino acids. The transcript has 6 exons. The record is from RefSeq and is a predicted model, not a curated record. NCBI's taxonomy places the organism in Eukaryota, Metazoa, Chordata, Actinopteri, Cypriniformes, Cyprinidae.